Sesamum indicum (sesame) is the source of this 4556-nucleotide messenger RNA. It is a transcript of the gene PHO2, whose product is annotated as phosphate 2. Gene Ontology annotation, molecular function: ubiquitin conjugating enzyme activity. Lineage: Eukaryota; Viridiplantae; Streptophyta; Magnoliopsida; Lamiales; Pedaliaceae. The record is from RefSeq and is a predicted model, not a curated record.
GUGCACAUACGAGGAAAAGAGAGAUACUGUGGUAUAUUCUUGAUGGUGUACAGAUAUAGAGCCGAUUGGCCUAAAGCCUUGACCCAACGUUACGCAAACUCACAUGACCACCCUGGAAUGGUGAGCUAGAUAUACAGUAAUCAAGAAACAAAGAAGAGGGCCCGUGAGAUUCUGCGAGGAGCAAGUAGAAAGAAAUUUUUUUCCUCUUUUGCCAUGUUUGGAUGCUGUGAAAAGGGGUUGAUGGAGGGGAUUUGGAGAGUGUCUUGUUGGCCUCUCUGAAUUCCCUUCUUCAAUAUCUGCUUGUUUGUUGCCUGAUAUAAUCAAUUUAUCAUACCCUCUCUUGAAAGUUAGUUUUGUUUUUCCCUUUUUGCUUGGAAACGGGCCAAAGAAUUGCGGGGAAGUUGGAGUUGAAGUGCAAAAGGAGUCAAGAGAGUGGGGGAGGUUCCUUGCUUGGAGUCAGAGUUGUGGGCUUGGUUUUGUUUGUUCAGCAGAUUAUGGAGAUGGAGGUUUCUUGGUAGGUGUUUGUGGGUUGCAUUUGGUUGACUGUUUGGGGCUGGAGGUUUCGUUUUGAUUCAAAGCUGACAACGGGGUUUCAUUAUCAUGUACUAGCUGUUAGUUGGUCUGACUUGAAUAAGAGUGCUGAUUCAAAACCAAGCUUGAUUGGAUCUAUCUACAACACAAAGUUUCAGACUUACCGUUAUCCUUAGCCGAAGAGCAUAAAGUCUCUUCUGGGGCAUCAAGGAAACCAAGCAAGUGCUAUCUCCCUGUUUUGGUUGAAUGCUCCUUCCGUGAGGCAAAUCUUGCUCCUCUGGCAUUAAGUCGAGCUACAUAUAAUUUAGCUGCACUCAGGCGCAACUCUCCUUUGGCAAUUUAUACUUGGAUUCUGAAGAACAGAAACUUUCUUCAAGCCCUUUGGCAAAUAUAUGCUUUUGCAGCACUUCGGGGUAAAUCUCCUAUGCAAGUUUGAGUUCCUCUAGUUGGUUUUGUGCGUACAUGUGUUCCAAUACCCAAGGAGGGCUCUCCAGUUCUGACUGCCAUUUUCGCAUCCAGUGAAAAUUCCAGCCUUUUGGUCUUUGAGCUGGUUGUUCGGCUAGCUGAUUUGGAUUUCUACCACGGUGCUGUUCACUGGCAUAUCCGUUGGUGAAACUUUUGUCUAUUCUUGGGCAAAUCUCCUUUGGCAAUUUUUGGAGUCUUUGGGCUCUUUUUAUCCCUGUAGUGGGGCAAAUCUCCUUUGGCAUUUGGAGUCUUGCGACUCCUUUUUAUCCCUUUGUUGGGCAAAUCUCCUUUGGCAUACUAUCUCCAGUCCUGGAGAUACUUAAAUUUGUGAAAAAGGUCUAUUUCGAAGCUGAGACGCUAUUGUUUUCGUCCUUUAGUCUGCACAGACUUCUUAUCCUGGUUGGAGUUGAUCAUUUGAUUCAAUCUGGCAGAGGUUAUCAUUGGAACUUAGUCAGUCUCAAGCGUACUCAGGAGUCGGCAUUAUGGAUUCACUACUCAGUGAUUUUGACAGUUUCAGUGACAGCAGCAGCUCGGAGGAUCAGGAGGAUAUUGAGUCUCUGUAUGGUGGGCAGGCCUGCACCAUCUUCUCAAGUCUCGAGGAAACCAUAGAAAAAAUUGAUGAUUUCCUGUUGUUUGAGAGGGGAUUCUUGCACGGGGACAUAGUUUGCUUGGUGUCAGAGCCAUUAGGUCAAAUGGGAAAGGUGAUCAACGUGGAAAUGACUGUUGACUUGGAAAAAAUUGAUGGAAGCAAAAUACGAAAUGUCAGUUCUAGAGAUCUUCAGAGAAUACGCUCACUGUCUGUUGGGGACUAUGUAGUCCAAGGGGCAUGGCUUGGGAAAGUGGAAAAAAUAGUUGACCAUGUGACCAUCCUGUUUGAUGAUGGAACAAAAUGCAAAUUAACUGUGGAUGGUCCAGAAAAGAUUGUUGCCCUAUCUCCAGAUAUAGUUGAAGAUCCACAAUAUCCUUUCUAUCCUGGACAAAGAGUUCAGAUUGAGUCCUCUUCUGUUUCUAGAUCGACUCGCUGGUUGUGUGGUAUCAGAAAGGAUAAACAUGAGCAAGGCAUCGUUUCCAAUGUUGAUGCUGGACUUGUGUAUGUCGAUUGGCUUGGCUGUGCUGUCAUUGAAGGUGAAAAGGGACCUGCUCCCGCACGUUUGCAGGAUUCGAGAAAUCUAUCCGUGCUAUCCUCUUUCCCCCAUGCAAAUUGGCAGCUUGGUGAUUGGUGCGUUAUUCCAUUGCAGCAGAGUUUGCCAAGUGUUUGUGCCUCUCGCCUGGUCAAACAACAUAAGCAAUCAGAGAUGAUAAGUCAGAGUGGGGACCUCACUCCUAAUUUUCAACAGAUUGCUGUUAUUGUAAAGACAAAGACUAAACUCGAUGUCCAGUGGCAGGAUGGCAGCCGAUCAAUGGGAUUAGAUUCACAUAUGUUGUUCCCUGUAAAUAUUGUUGACGCCCAUGAUUUUUGGGCUGAUUCUUUCGUGUUGGAAAAGGGAACAGCUGAUGAUUCAGAAGUUCCUGGCUUUCAGAGAUGGGGUGUUGUAAGAAGUGUGGAUCCGAAAGAACGAACUGUGAAGGUGAAAUGGUGUAAAUCCUCUCUGAAUCUGCUCGAUUCUAAGGAAGAACAGAUGGAGGAGACCGUGAGUGCUUAUGAACUGGUUGAGCAUCCAGACUACUCAUACGGCCUGGGCGAGGUAGUUUUUAGGACGGACAAGAGCAUUGUUGAUCUCGGAGAUGUUGAUCGUGAGAGAAGCUGCACAAUCUCCGAAAUUUACAUGGGGGAAGACGCUGAUUUGAAGGGUGUUGAGAUCAUUGGAGAUCAGAUUAAAUAUCUCAAGGACAAAUUCUUAUCUUAUUUUGGGACUGUAGUUGGUUUUAAACAUGGGGAUGUUGAAGUGAAAUGGGCUACUGGUGCUACAACUAAGGUUGCACCAUAUGAGAUAUAUAAGGUUGAUAAAUGUGAAGGUACAACUACUCCUGAGCUCGAUGAUGACAAUGUUCAGCCACCAAAUGAGGAACCUCAAGUAAAGAAUCAAUUGUUGGGCCAAAAGUUAAAGGACACCUUGGGUCUGGACUGCGAUAAUGCAAAGGAAUCCACUUCGAAUUUCAUUUCUCAAGUUGCUAUAGGGGUUUUCUCCAGUAUAACUUCAAGCCUGUUUGGAUCCCUGACUACAUCCCUGAUUAGUGGAUAUAAAUACACAUCAGAUGGCGGGCAAAUUAAUGGAAAACCCCCUGCGGAGGAAUCAUUGGAACUUUGCAAUUUGAACCUUGGCGAACAAUUUCCAGUGGUAGAUGAUUUGGAGAUGCCUGAAAAGAUAACUCCGCUGCAGAUUAAAGAAGCUAACGAGAAUAUUAUGAUGCCAUCUAGCAGCAAGAAUCCAGAAUCUUUUAGGCAGUUUGAUAUGGUUAAUGAUUGCUCCGAUCACCACUUUGUCAAAGAAUCUGGGAUGGACCUCCACUCCGCCCAGGUGAAAAGAGGCUGGCUGAAGAAGGUUCACCAAGAAUGGAGCAUUUUGGAGAAAGAUCUUCCAGAAACAAUCUAUGUGCGUGUCUAUGAGGAGAGAAUGGAUUUGGUUCGAGCAGCAAUUGUAGGCACUGCUGGGACUCCGUAUCACGACGGAUUGUUCUUUUUUGAUAUAUGUAUCCCCCCACAAUAUCCCAAUGAGCCACCUAUGGUAUACUACAACUCUGGUGGACUGCGCAUCAAUCCGAACUUGUACGAAUCUGGGAGGGUCUGCCUCAGUCUCCUGAAUACUUGGGCAGGAUCUCAAAGUGAAGUUUGGAAUCCAGGAUCAUCCACAAUCCUCCAAGUUCUCCUCUCGCUCCAAGCUCUUGUCCUCAACGAGAAGCCUUAUUUUAACGAAGCUGGUUAUGAUACGCAGAUUGGAAAAGCUGAGGGUGAAAAGAACUCUGUCAGCUACAAUGAGAAUGCUUUUCUCGUCAGCUGCAGGUCCAUGCUAUACCUACUACGCAAGCCGCCAAAGAUGAAGAUGAUGACCUUAUUUAGUUUUUACGACUGUAAAUAUUGUUUUGAACUCGACACCAUUGUCUUCGAAAUUGGACAGCAUUUUGAGGCACUUGUGGAUGAGCACUUCAGUCGGCGCAGCAGAAAUAUCUUAUUGGCUUGUAAAGCAUACAUCCAAGGAGCUCCUAUAGGGCACUCCUUCAACAGUGAAGAUGCUGAACAAGAAACUCAGAAAGGAAGCUCAACGGGUUUCAAGAUCAUGCUCUCGAAGCUCUAUUCCAGACUCGUUGAAGCAUUUCUUGACAAGGGUUUCGAUUGCAGCAAUCUUUCAGACCAGGUUCCAUAAAUAAGCAUAUACUUGGGAAAUUUGGCUAUCGUUUGUGUAUAAUAUCAGUUUCUGCAAGCUGCACGCUCGCCGCCAUAAGGCGUUUGAUGAUGAUUGAUGUGUAGGGUUUUAUGUGUGUUUUCCUUUUUCUUUGGCCUGAAUAAGUUCAAUGUACGUCGUACAUAAACUCAGAUAAACCAUAUGUAGUAAUAGUGUAUGAUUGACUGUAAUAUAUUGUGGUUUGCAAUAAAUCAUGUAGCAGUGCUCUUCAUUGUGUAA